This is a messenger RNA of Ziziphus jujuba (common jujube), 1788 nucleotides long. RefSeq names its product phenylacetaldehyde synthase. The transcript is spliced from 13 exons. Gene Ontology annotation, molecular function: pyridoxal phosphate binding; carboxy-lyase activity. Gene Ontology annotation, biological process: amino acid metabolic process. Bases 158 to 1639 code for a protein of 493 amino acids. Lineage: Eukaryota; Viridiplantae; Streptophyta; Magnoliopsida; Rosales; Rhamnaceae. The record is from RefSeq and is a predicted model, not a curated record.
UCAGUUUUUAUUUAUUUAUUAACGGUAGCAUGAAUACGACUCUUUGUAUUUGGAACCAUAUCAUAUUCAUUUGCACGGCCAGCAUUUGUGUGACCUUGGUUUUCUCCGUGGAGCAAUCCAUUGUUCUAUCUGCCGAGAGCUUUGAAGUCUGCGGGAGAUGGAGGGUGGAUUGAAGCCAAUGGAUGCUGAGCAACUGAGAGAGUAUGGGCAUAAGAUGGUAGAUUUCAUUGCUGACUACUACAAAAGUAUAGAGAAUUUCCCAGUUCUCAGCGAAGUUGAGCCCGGGUAUCUGCAUAAACUUUUACCGGAUUCUGCGCCUAGUCAUCCUGAGUCUUUGCAGCAUAUCUUUGAUGAUAUUCAGACUAAGAUAUUACCAGGGGUAACCCAUUGGCAGAGCCCGAAUUAUUUUGCAUACUAUCCUUCUAAUAGCAGCAUUGCUGGAUUUUUGGGAGAGAUGCUUAGUGCAGGCCUUAACAUUGUGGGUUUUAGUUGGAUUACUUCUCCAGCAGCAACAGAACUUGAAAUUGUUGUUCUUGACUGGCUUGCUAAAAUCCUAAACUUACCUAAUGAGUUUCUUUCAGCUGGACAAGGUGGUGGAGUCAUACAGGGAACAGCCAGUGAAGCUGUUCUUGUUGUUCUGUUGGCUGCUCGUGAUAAGGUUUUGAUUAAGGUUGGAAAAAACGCUCUUGAGAAGCUUGUUGUAUAUGCAUCUGAUCAAACGCAUUCAGCUUUACAAAAAGCCUGUCAGAUAGGGGGAAUCCAUCCAGAGAAUUGCAGGCUGCUAAGUACGGAUGCUUCUGCUGAUUAUGCCCUUUCUCCUGCUGUACUUGGUGAAGCAAUUUCAAAUGAUGUUGCCAAUGAUUUAAUUCCCUUUAUGUUAUGUGCUACUGUUGGUACUACUUCAUCUACAGCUGUUGAUCCUCUGCCAGCAUUGGGAAAGAUCGCUAAGAGUCAUGGAAUGUGGUUUCAUAUUGAUGCUGCAUAUGCUGGAAGUGCUUGUAUAUGUCCAGAAUACCGCCAUUAUAUUAAUGGUGUAGAAGAAGCUGACUCAUUCAACAUGAAUGCACAUAAAUGGCUUUUGACAAACUUUGAUUGUUCAGCACUCUGGAUCAAGGACAGAAGUGCUUUGAUUCAGUCCUUGUCUACAAAUCCUGAGUUUCUGAAAAACAAGAAAUUGCCAUUGAUGCUUCAGGCCUCUCAAGCAAACUUGGUCGUGGAUUUUAAGGAUUGGCAAAUACCACUUGGACGUCGCUUUAGAUCAUUGAAACUUUGGAUGGUGUUACGACUUUAUGGUUUGGAAAACCUACAAGGCUACAUAAGAAACCAUAUCAAGUUGGCUAAACACUUUGAGGAGCUUGUUUCUCAAGACCCAAGGUUUGAGGUUGUUACACCUCGGAAAUUUUCAUUAGUUUGUUUCCGUCUUCUUCCUCAUAAUGAUGAAGCCUGUGCAAGUAAACUGAACCAUGAUCUGUUAGACAUUGUAAACUCAACUGGAAAAGUUUACAUCUCUCACACGGUUCUAUCAGGCAAAUAUGUAUUACGUUUUGCAGUAGGAGCUCCAUUGACUGAAGAGAGACAUGUCAAUGCGGCAUGGGAUGUUCUACAAGAAAAGGCCUCUACCCUGUUAGGUAGUAUGUAAAAACCAACCAUUAUAAUUAUUAGUAUGAGCAACAGUAUUUAAGUAUUUAUUGAAUAAUUUUCUCAAUUGGAAUUCUCUCUAUUUGCAAGUGAAAAUGAAAUAGAGAUAUUUAUUUGUUAAAUCAUAACCAAAAAUUGAUUUUAUAGCCA